Lathyrus sativus (Indian pea) is the source of this 1143-nucleotide messenger RNA. The record is from the annotation of a GenBank genome assembly. Lineage: Eukaryota; Viridiplantae; Streptophyta; Magnoliopsida; Fabales; Fabaceae.
AUGGGUGUAGGUACCGAUAACGUCCCUCCGUUCAUCGCCGCUCAACUCAGCCACCUCCUCUCUCAUUCCCGUCUCACCCUCAAGGUUGAUCAAAUGUGGUCCAGUGACAAAUACAAUUACGGAUUCAUCGAUCGCUUCACCCUCCUCAUUCCAUAUUGCUUAGACUUCAUCAAAUGGGAUGUUAUAUACGACGCUGAGUCUCCUACUACUCCACCCGAUGUCAUUUUCGGCCCUGAAGAUGAACAUUUUCAUCCCUUUCAUAUGACACCUUCUCUUGAACCUAAUGAUAAUAUCGACUCUUUGUUGUCCGAUUGGAAUUACAAAGACCCCACACGUCUCUUGGCUCUUAUUCAAUUCUUGAGGGAUCAAUAUGUGCUGUAUCAAGGGAAGCGUGUCGGAGAAGUUGAUGAUGAUAGGUUGAAAUUUGAAGUCAGUACUAUUGUUUCCAGGGAGGGACUAGAAAUGCAUAUGAGUUCUGCUGCUGACAAGUCAGAGGAGGUUAAAUUUGCGGUGCCCCUACUGGACAUGAACAUAAACAAGAUGGUGUCUGGUUGUCCCUGGAGACAAUUACAGAAGAUAUACUUGCAAGUUGUAUAUCCUGUUGGGAGAAAAUAUAUGUCUGCCUCUUCCGCUCCUCGCCUGCAGUUAGUAUCUUCUUCUGAGUUGAAAGCUCUAUAUUCCAUCGAUGAUGUCAAGCUGCCUCAUUGGGUGGAUGGGAUGUGCUUGGCAGAAUAUCUUCCAAAUCUAGAAGAAAAUAUUGGGAGACAGGUCCUUGAGGCUGUUUCAUUAAUUGAUGUUAGAAGGAACUUCAUUGAAGCGUUGGCCGGUUGGUUAGGAAGGCCAGUUGAAGCUGAUCCUAUCUUUUGCAGAAAGGCAACUUUUCUGUCUGCUUCUGGAGUUUUUACAUUUCUGGUACACUUUGUAAUUCCAACUCAGUUUCCAAAGCAACAACCAGCUAUUAUUCUUCAAAGUUCACAGCAUUUUAAUUCGCAAAUGGCACCUAUGAAGUCGCGUCCUAUAACUGAUUAUCCAUGGAGUCCAAGAUGGGAACUAUCACUGAUGGCUGAACGGACUUAUGAGUUUCUGGCAGCCGAGGCCUUGAAUUUCAAGAGGCAGUGCAGCGAGGGUCAAGUUCAACUGUAA